Messenger RNA from Syngnathoides biaculeatus (alligator pipefish), 1968 nucleotides. RefSeq names its product WD repeat domain 45 (gene wdr45). The transcript is spliced from 11 exons. Gene Ontology annotation, biological process: autophagy of mitochondrion; nucleophagy; protein lipidation. Gene Ontology annotation, molecular function: protein binding; phosphatidylinositol-3-phosphate binding; phosphatidylinositol-3,5-bisphosphate binding. Gene Ontology annotation, cellular component: phagophore assembly site membrane; cytosol; extrinsic component of membrane. The coding region runs from base 320 to 1330 and encodes 336 amino acids. Lineage: Eukaryota; Metazoa; Chordata; Actinopteri; Syngnathiformes; Syngnathidae. The record is from RefSeq and is a predicted model, not a curated record.
CACAAUUACGUCACCUGUCGCAUACGAAACAAACCGUCGUGUGGUCAGUUAACCGUGUGCACGCACGCAAAAAAGGUCGUGUUUAGACCUCUUUGUAGUCGUUUGCUGCUUUCAGUUACUACGGCGUACAAAUUUGCCACUUAACGGAAUUUUAGUCUGGGUUAUCGUAGCGUAUUUUAGUUUGUUUUUGGUUCGGAGAAGAUCGAGAGUCCAAACAUGGCGCAACAGAGAGGAGUCAACAGUCUGCAGUUUAACCAAGACCACAGACAAGCCCACAGGAAAAGACAAAGUAACGUAAGCAGGUUGCUUCUGUUGCUCCAUGGAGUCGGGUGUGAGGAUCUACAACAUCGAGCCUCUAAUGGAGAAAGGCCACCUGGAUCAUGAGCAGGUGGGCAGCGUGGCGUUGUGCUCGAUGCUGCAUCGCUCCAACCUGCUGGCGGUAGUCGGGGGUGGAGUCAAUCCCAAAUUCUCAGACAUAUCUGUGUUGAUCUGGGACGAUGCGCGGGAGUCUCGGGAUGCUAAAGACAAAUUGGUGCUGGAGUUCACUUUCACGAAACCAGUGCUGGCCGUCCGCAUGCGACACGACAAGAUCGUCAUGGUGUUGAAGAACCGGAUCUACGUGUACAGCUUUCCCGACAAGCCGAUCAAGCUGUUUGAGUUUGACACGCGCGACAACCCCAAAGGUCUGUGCGACUUGUGUCCUGGCCUAGAGAAGCAGCUGCUUGUCUUCCCGGGACACAAAUGCGGAAGUCUGCAGCUGGUGGAUCUGUCCAACACCAAACCUGGAACGUCAGCUGCUCCCUUCACCAUCAACGCGCAUCAGAGCGAGAUCGCCUGCGUGGCGCUCAACCAGCCGGGCAGCGUGGCCGCCUCCGCAUCUCGCAAGGGGACACUCAUCCGGCUCUUUGACACCAGCAGCCGCGACAAACUGGUGGAGCUACGGCGAGGCACCGACCCCGCCACUCUCUACUGCAUCAACUUCAGUCACGAUUCGUCGUUCUUGUGCGCAUCCAGCGACAAAGGGACGGUCCACAUCUUUGCGCUGAAAGACACCAAACUCAACCGCCGCUCCGCGUUGGCACGCGUUGGUAAGGUCGGCCCUGUGAUUGGUCAGUAUGUGGACAGUCAGUGGUCGUUGGCCAGCUUCACCGUCCCGGCCGAGUGCGCGUGCAUCUGCGCCUUCGGGAAGAACACAUCCAAGAACGUAAACUCCGUCAUCGCCAUCUGUGUGGACGGGACAUUUCACAAGUACGUGUUCACGCCCGACGGAAACUGCAACCGAGAAGCCUUUGACGUCUACCUGGACAUUUGCGACGAUGACAACUGUUGAAGGCAAGCCAAGAUAUGGUCACAAGCGGACUGAGGGUGAAACAUACAAGAUACGAUUUUGUCGUUGUCCUUUUCUAUUAGCAUAGCUUAGCUUGUCGUGUUCAAGUCAACUGCUUGACAUUUUGGUCACAGCGGCCCCUGUUUAGUUGUUGAUCAAGGGGGAAACAAAUGCACAAAGUUAUGUGACAAAUUAAAAAAAGUUUUAAUCUAAGGUUAAGCCCAGCUCCCAAAAUGUACCUUUUUAAUCGAAAAGAUAUUAUACACAUUGUGACAAGACUUAAUCAGAUCAGAUUGGCCCGAUCGGUGUCGGCCGAUUACGAUUAUGAUGAUUGGCUUUAAUGUCAUAAAACAUCGCAUCAGCUCCGCUAAAGACAUUUACUUUGCGUAGCUAAUGUGUACAUAUUUAUGUAUGUGAUAUUUGAAUCCAAAAGCUGGUUUAUUUUUUGCCUUUUUGCGUGUCUUUGGACUUAGUACUGUAAAUAUCUCACAUGGAAUUAGAUUAUUUACAUUUUUUAAAAAGUCAUCAGUUUGUGACAGACGAAACAAAAUGCUCGGAUCAGACUACAGAGCAAAUUUUCUCUUUCACCAUUGUGCUAUAUCAGAAUACUGCAAUAAAGCCUUUUAUUUGAUACAACCACA